UCCAUCACGGGCAUUUUUCAAAAUUUUCGUUAAGUGACCGUUAGUUUUUUAACGGCGACCCAAAACUCGCACAUAUGCAGGAAGAUGGUAUUAUUUCUGGUGAGAGUGAAAAAUAAGAUUAUUUUUGAAAGAGCAGAGAUUAUUUGAGAUAAUUUUUCCUAUUCUAAAAAGAAUUGAACAAAAAGCGCCUUUUGUUUUCUUGUUUGUUGUUUCUUAUAUAUUUUCACCGCUUUCACAACGACCACAGCACCCAUUCCCAAAAACUGUUUCCGAAUUCCGCCAUGAGAAGAGCUUCUUCCUCCGCACUGCUCCUCCUUCGCCGCCGCCCGCUCUCAUCUCUCGUCUCCUCCUCCGUAUCCGACGCCGCCGCCUCCCAAUUUCAUCCCUAUCUCAAACACUUAACACAAACCCCGCCCUUUCUCUCCCGCCAUGCCAAUACACCCCGGAUGUUCAACACUCAAACCCCGCCCCAGUACUCGGAAGAUAUGUUAAAGGCCGGCAUGGAUGACCUGAACAUGGGCACGAAACUCCACAGAGAAGGUAAACACGAAAAAGCCCUAUCUUUUGCCACUAGGGCUUUGCAGUCCUUCUAUAUAGACGAAGACAGUGCGUCUUUGCCUCUUGCCUUGGCUCUGCAUUUGAUUGGUUCUGUAUCGUGUGCUCUGGAAAGGUUUGAUGAUAGCUUAGGAUACCUUAAUUGGGCCAAACUGGUGUUGGGUAAGUUAGAGAAAGGCGAGUCUUGUAGUUAUGAACAUAUUAUUAGUGUUGAACACGUUGUGGAGGAUGACUUGUAUAACACAAACACAGCCAUGGGCAGGAGAGUGGAUGCUCUGGCUCAUCUCAUGAAGUCAGUGGAACUAAAAGAGAAGAUAUGGGGGGAAGGUAGCCUAGAACUUGGAUUCGCUUAUAGGGAAGUCGCAUUGGCUCAUAUCUGUGCUUUGAAAUUCAGUGAGGCAUUGCCGUUUUGUUUGAAGGCAUUGGAGAUACACAAGGCAUUACUGGGGGAAAACUCUGUUGCGGUUGCAGAUGACAGAGAACUCCUUGGGACUAUAUAUGGCGGGUUAUUGGAUGAUGAGAAGGCUUUAGAACAGAAAUAUCUAUUACAAAAGGUCUUGACGAAUUUAGGUCGUGGUCAAGAGUUGCUCCGAGUAGAAGUUGAUACUGCCAAUUGUCAGAUUCGAUUGGGAAGGUACGACGAGGCCAUCAAUACCCUCAAGGGUGUUCUUCCAUUGACUGAUAAGGACAACACAGAGAGAGCUAAUGUCUAUGUUUCCAUGUCAAAAGCAUUUUCUGGCCUGGUGAAGUUAGAAGAAUCAAAAAUGUGUCUUGAUAAUGCCUGUGCGGUUCUUGGCAAGGAUGAAAGUAGCUUUCCCUAUGGGGUUGCUGUAGAUUAUAUGGAAAUCUCGAGUCUAUAUGAGGCGAUGGAUGACUUUGAAAAUGCUUUAUCUGUGUCGAAGAAAGCACUGGCAAUGUUUGAGAAGAUGCCUGAAGCAAAGAAUUGUGCAGGUAAUGUUUCUUGUAAUAUUGGGGUGAUCCUUCUUUCAACGGGGAAAGCGGAGCAGGCAAUUCCUUAUUUGGAGGAUGCAGCCAAAUGGCUUAAAGAGAGCUAUGGGUCCAAACAUUUUAUUGUCAGUCGUGUUUACAAAGCUCUAGGCAAUGCUUACUUGGAAUUAGAUAGACCGCAAGCGGCUGUACAGGUUUUUGCAGAUGCUGCACAGGUUAUUGCGGAUGCGAAGGAUAUGUUGGACGUCUAUCCCGGCGUUCACCAUGCUCUUUCAAUAAAGGCUGAUCAAAACCUUUCAAAAGCAUAUGCUGCUAUGGGAAGCUAUGAACUUGCCAUUAAGUUCCAAAAGAAAGUUGUUGAAGCUUUGGAAGGGCUAGGUCCAGAUGAAGAAGAUAAACUUGAAGACGCUCGUGAGGUUCUUGAGCAGCUAGAGAUGAAGAAGGCCAGUCAUGCACCUGUAGAGGAGGCAAAACACAAGUAGGGACAACAUUUGAAUGUGAUGGCCAAUCUCAUUAGAGGCAUUCCUUCUCUUUCUAACUUAAUUAAUGAGCUUAUCUUAGAAAGACAAGUCUUGGAAAUAUGAUAUGAAGUAGAAAUGCAGUAUGUCAUCUCUCAUCAAACAAACUUUCCACUUCUAAUCUAAGAAAAACAUUGUGCGGUU
Cuscuta campestris is the source of this 2165-nucleotide messenger RNA. Lineage: Eukaryota; Viridiplantae; Streptophyta; Magnoliopsida; Solanales; Convolvulaceae. The record is from the annotation of a GenBank genome assembly.